Molecule: messenger RNA, 964 nt
Organism: Prorocentrum cordatum
Lineage: Eukaryota; Dinophyceae; Prorocentrales; Prorocentraceae
Source: the annotation of a GenBank genome assembly
GGCUCCCGCUGCGAGGCCUCCGACCUCCGGGAGCGCCUGCGGGCCAGCGAGGAGGGCCUGGCGCAGGCGCGGCGCCAGGUGGACGAACUCACGGCCCGAUCGCGCGUCGUCUCCGAGGAGCGGACGCACCUGGAGCGCUCGCUGGAGGCCUCCCGCGAGCGAGAGCUGGCGGACCUGCGGCAGGAACACGCGCGGACCACCGCCGAGGCACAACGCGCCGCGUCCGAGGAGCGCGCGAAGCUGGAGGCCGGCCUCACGCGCUCCCUGAGCGAGGCCCUCGAGCGCGCCACGCAGGCGGAGAGCGCCAACCAGGAGCUGCGGCAGCAGCGGCAGGCGCUGACCGCCGCCGAGCAGGGGUGCCGGGAGAAGCUGCAGGCGGCCGAGCAGCAGCUCCGCGACGCCAGGAGGGAAGCGCAGAGCGCUCGGGAGCAGCAGCAGCAGCUGGAGCUCGCCAAGUUCCAGCACGAGCGGGAGCUGGGGGAGGCGAGGAUCCAGCUGUCGGGCGCCAAGGACCAGCUGGCCGCCAAGGAGCAGCUGCUGGCGAACCAGGCCGCCCAGAUAGAGCAGGCGAGCUCCCAGCGUCGAGGCCUCGAGGACAUGCUCACGACCAGCAAGCAGCAGAUCCAGGGCCUGGAGGAGAAGUUCGCGAUCUCCGCCCAGGAGAUCGACAAGGGCAAUCAGAUCAUCCAGAGCCUGCACUCCACCUCGAAGCAGGCCAGGGCCAAGCUGAAGAUCAAGGCCUCCGAGUUCGCGCACAAGGAGAAGGCCGUGAUGGAGCUGCAGCGGGCCGAGGAGCUGAGCAGGAUCGCUGUCGAGGAGAAGGAGCACGAGCUGGCGCGCUCCAGGGAGCGCGAGGAACAGAUGAAGGCCGUCGCGGCCCUGCCACUCUGCGAGCCUCGGGGGGGGCCCCGCUCAAGCUUCGAGCAGAAGUCCCCCGCCGCCACCCCCCCCGCUGCGCUACCGC